UUCUCCCUAGUGUCACCAACAAUGAGUGAAUCGCAGAGCUUUUCCUUACCCUACUCAAAGGGUAAUUAUGAAGACAUGGCAGAAGCGCAUCAUCGUUCAGCCAGCCGUACAAGUAAUGAGAAAUAUGAUGAUGCUGAUGAACAAUACUCACACACAUUCAAACCCAACAAUUCGUCGGUGGGAUGGGUUAUAAACACCAUAGGUGAAUUAGCAUACAGACACAAGAAAACGUUUGUGGUCUUGGUCGCUUUACUUAUAUUGUCAGUUUUUACCAAUGCUCCGUUUAUCCCACAUUUCAAACCCUCCGACCCAAAGAUUGUUAUUAUAUUAGCUGCCAACGAAGGCGGAGGUGUAUUGAAAUGGAAAUCACCACAAGAAUGGUCGGUUGAAAGAUCUUCCAUUGCUAAUAAGAAAAAUUAUGCCAAAAGACAUGGAUAUGGAUUAUCUAUCAAAGAUAUGACUAUUAAGAAGCGAUAUUCGCAUGAAUGGAGAGAAAGUUGGGAAAAGGUUGAUAUCAUGAAACAAACAAUGAGGCAAUAUCCUAACACUGAAUGGUUUUGGUGGUUAGAUUUACAUACAUUCAUUAUGGAACCGCAAAUUUCCUUAGAAGAGCAUUUCUUGAAUAAUUUGGACAAUGCCACUUAUAGAACUUUGGAUACAUUCAACCCGUUGUCUUUGCCUGUUGACAUGCCUUAUGUUGAUUACACUGAACCUGUUGACAUGAUUAUAACUCAAGAUUGUGGUGGGUUUAAUUUAGGAUCUUUUUUAAUGAGAAGAUCUAGUUGGUCGGAGAUGUUGUUAGAUAUCUGGUGGGAUCCAGCCAUGUAUGAACAAAUGCAUAUGCAAUGGGAACAUAAGGAACAAGAUGCAUUGGAAACUUUAUUUAAUACUCAACCUUGGAUUAGAGAAAGAAUCGGAUUCUUGCCAUUAAGAAAAAUUAAUUCAUUUCCACCAGGGGCUUGUUCAGAUAAGGCUGAUGAUCCUAGAUACUUCUUCCAGGACCAUGAUUUCGUGAUCAAUAUGGCUGGUUGUGAAUGGGGAAGAGAUUGUUGGGGCGAAAUGGAACAUUAUAAAGCAUUAUCAAAGAAAUUACAUAAACAUUGGUGGAAGUUCUGGUAGGUGUGUACUAAUGCUAUCUCUUUUACAUAGUUUAUAAUACCGCGUUAUAUAAAGAAAAUAAGUCGUGUGUAA
Molecule: messenger RNA, 1191 nt
Organism: Spathaspora passalidarum NRRL Y-27907
Lineage: Eukaryota; Fungi; Ascomycota; Pichiomycetes; Serinales; Debaryomycetaceae
Gene: MNN10
Product: alpha-1,6-mannosyltransferase
Exons: 1
Biological process (GO): protein N-linked glycosylation
Cellular component (GO): Golgi membrane
Molecular function (GO): glycosyltransferase activity
Source: RefSeq, a predicted model, not a curated record